Molecule: messenger RNA, 1239 nt
Organism: Achroia grisella
Lineage: Eukaryota; Metazoa; Arthropoda; Insecta; Lepidoptera; Pyralidae
Product: G patch domain-containing protein 4
Exons: 5
Coding region: 165-1226 (353 amino acids)
Biological process (GO): regulation of ribosome biogenesis
Cellular component (GO): nucleolus
Molecular function (GO): nucleic acid binding
Source: RefSeq, a predicted model, not a curated record
UGUCAUGUAAAAAAAAACAUAAACGACAACAUUUUAUAGGUUAUAUACUGUUACAUGGUUAUUUAUUUUAUAUUUUAUUUUCUAAAUGAACAUAAGGAAUUAGGUGUUAAUAUAAAUAUAUAACAAAUUUCUCUACAGUUUUAUACGACCACUAAAUUAACAAAAUGGAUUUCGCCCGUAAAAUGUUAGAGAAGUAUGGUUGGACCGAUGGUAAAGGCCUAGGUAAACAUGAGAAUGGAAUUUCGGAAGCUUUGAAGCCAAAAUUGAAACGUAGCGUAACCGGAGUGGGGCAUGAUGCUGCAUCAGAGUUUAAUGAACAUUGGUGGAGUCAAUUAUAUGAUAAGGCCGCUGGAAAUGUACAGGUUGAAGAAGUGAAUGGUAAAACAAAACGAAUAACUGCCAAGGAUGGUAACGAGUUUGAGAUAACCAACAGUACAUGGCGUCUAAAUAAGAAGAAGAAGGUGGACAAUGAUGGAGAAUAUUCUGAGUAUUUCGUCAGGAAGGCUGUCUUGACCAGCGGAGGGAGUAAGGUGGUGAAUGUCCAGGAGUCCGAUUCUGAUGAAGAAGUGGAGAAGAAAGAUGUAUUUAAAUUGACUGAUGAGGAAUUAUUUGCGGCCUGCGGAGGACGAACAGCUCAUAAAGGGGCGCGUCAUGGUCUUAAAGCUGUUGGAAAAUUAGCAAGAAUAGCACAACAAGAGCAGGCGUUGUUGAAAGAACCACAAUUCGUCGGUUAUUCACACAGAAAACGAAUGGAAGAAAACUUAUCACCACUUGAGCUGUCUGUUGUUGAAAAUACGAAUUUAGAUAGUGACGCUGAUGUAUCUGUGGUAAGAAAGAAAAAGAAGAAGAAGAAACACUGUAACAGUGAAAGUAAUUUAGAAAAAAAAUCUUUGAAGGACAUUUCUGAAAGACCACAUAGCAAUUUGACUAAUGAUGUAGAGGAAAAAAAUACGGAAGAAAUAUUAAAUAGUGUUGAUAAAUAUGUAAAUGGAAGUAUCAGCAAGAAAUCUAAGAGAAAAAAAGAAAAAAUAAAUACAGAAAAUAGUGAAUUAUGUGAAAAUAUUAAUGUAAUUGCUAAAUCUAAGAAAUUAAAGAAGAAUAGUGACAUAGAGGAGAUUGUUGCUAUGGAUACAGAGUGUGAUAUAAAGGAACAGCAAAUGGAUACUUUAGAAAAUUGUAUGAAGAAGAAGAAAAAGAAAAAACAGAAAACUAUUAUUUCGUCAUAAUUAAAUGUUUUGU